This is a messenger RNA of Mus pahari (shrew mouse), 3563 nucleotides long. It is a transcript of the gene Pde12, whose product is annotated as phosphodiesterase 12. Gene Ontology annotation, biological process: nuclear-transcribed mRNA catabolic process, deadenylation-dependent decay. Bases 330 to 2156 code for a protein of 608 amino acids. Gene Ontology annotation, molecular function: 3'-5'-RNA exonuclease activity. The record is from RefSeq and is a predicted model, not a curated record. The transcript has 3 exons. Gene Ontology annotation, cellular component: mitochondrion. NCBI's taxonomy places the organism in Eukaryota, Metazoa, Chordata, Mammalia, Rodentia, Muridae.
CUGCACUUUCAACAAAACUUCGGGUUCGGGUCGCUCCCUCUGGCACUCUUAUAUUUCUUUCACUCUUCGCCUUCAACCCAUGUUGAAUAGAAACACCAAGGCGCUCGAAUCUUGCGACCGGCGGCCAGGACGAGAACGAGCGGGCAAGUGGCCUUUGCGAAAGUGCGAGUCGAGAACACCGCGCGCUUGAUGCUCACACCGCGGCUUCUGCUCGCCGCCGACCGGAAGUCCACGGUCUGAAUGGGUCUUGUACCCGGCCACGGCCGCUUCUCCCGGUGGACUUGACAGCGGGUGGCUCCGGAUCGCUGAUCUCGUCGGCUGCCAGGUUCAUGUGGAGGCUCCCUGGCCGCAGCGCGCUUCGUGGGGUCCGGUCGGUGGUGGAGCGGCGCAGCCGGGCCGAGGCAGGGACUCACGAGGCGGGGCGCGCCAUGGAGCGCGCGGUGGUGCGCUGUGUGCCCUCGGAGCCCAAGCUCAGCCUGUCCUUCGCCUUGGCCGACGGCAGCCACAAAAACAUGCAGCGGGACCAGAGCGAGCCUCUGGGCCGGGUCCUCAGCCGGAUCGCUACCAACGCCCUCAAGGGACACGCAAAGGUAGCGGCCGCCAAGAAGAGCAGGAAAAACCGAGCCCAUUCGAGCGGCGGCGCGGCCUGUGCGGCGACAGGGCCUGAGCCGGUGGCGACCUGCGAGCCGGUGGUGAAGCUCUACUACCGGGAGGAGGCGGUGGCCGAGGAUGUGCUCAAUGUGGACGCCUGGCAGGACGGAGCGGUGCUGCAGAUCGGCGACGUCAAGUACAAGGUGGAGCGCAACCCGCCCACCUUCACGGAGCUGCAGUUGCCGCGCUACAUCAUGGCUGGCUUCCCCGUGUGCCCCAAACUCGGCCUGGAAUUUGGGGAUCCCGCCAGCUCCGUGUUCCGCUGGUACAAGGAAGUCAAACCCGGGGCGGCAGAACCCGGGGACAGCGGCCCCGCGUCCUCGUCUCACUCUUCGCAGCCUCCAGCUUGGAUUGAAACCGGUGUGGACGAGCGCGUCUACACCCCGUGCAAUGGUGACAUCGGACUCCGGCUCCGGCUUCACUGCACGCCAGGCAAUGGGCAGCGCUUCGGGCCAAGCCGCGAGCUAGAAAGCCUGUGCCCGGUGGAGGCCGGGCCUGGCACCUGCACUUUUGACCAUCGACAUCUGUACACCAAGAAGGUGACAGGGGACUCUUUCAUCCGCACUGUCUCGUAUAACAUCCUGGCAGACACUUACGCCCAGACUGAGUUCUCUCGGACAGUCCUGUACCCGUACUGUGCCCCCUACGCCCUGGAGCUUGACUACCGCCAGAACCUCAUACAGAAGGAGCUCACAGGCUACAACGCAGACCUCAUCUGUUUGCAGGAGGUGGACCGCGCGGUGUUCUCGGACAGCUUGGUGCCGGCCCUGGAGGCCUUCGGGCUGGAGGGCGUGUUCCGAAUCAAGCAGCACGAAGGCCUGGCCACUUUCUACCGGAAGUCGAAGUUCAGGCUCCUUAGUCAACAUGACAUCUCUUUUCAAGAAGCCCUCAAGUCGGACCCACUGCACAAAGAAUUGCUAGAGAAACUGGCUCUGAACCCAUUAGCACAGGAGAAGGUCCUCCAGAGAUCGUCCGUUCUUCAGAUUUCAGUUCUUCAGUCUACAACGGACUCUUCUAAAAAGAUAUGUGUUGCUAAUACCCACCUCUACUGGCACCCAAAAGGUGGAUACAUUCGUCUCAUUCAAAUGGCAGUCGCCUUGGUUCACAUCAGACACGUCUCGUGUGAUCUCUAUCCUGGCAUACCAGUUAUAUUUUGUGGAGACUUUAAUAGUACACCAUCAACAGGCAUGUAUCAUUUUGUCAUCAAUGGCAGCAUCCCAGAGGAUCACGAGGACUGGGCUUCCAAUGGGGACGAGGAGAGAUGCAGCAUGUCUCUCACACACGGUUUCACACUGCAGAGUGCUUGUGGUGAACCUGCGUACACAAAUUAUGUCGGUGGCUUUCACGGAUGUCUAGAUUACAUUUUCAUUGACAUAAAUACUUUAGAGGUUGAACAGGUGAUUCCAUUACCUAGUCAUGAAGAAGUUACUACCCACCAGGCCUUACCUAGUGUUUCUCAUCCUUCUGAUCACAUAGCACUUGUAUGUGACUUAAAAUGGAAAUAGAUUUUGCUUCACCAACUAUGAAAGGAAGCUAGGAACUUUUCAGAAAAUGUAAUAUGAAACAAAGCUCAUAUAUAAACCUUCAAUGAGGCAACACUAGACUUUAUGGUCAUUCCCUACUGGUUAUGUUCCAGACGGCUUUGUUACAGAACUAAUUCAUGUUUGCAUCAUAUAAUAUCUUUAUCCUUUUUUUUUUAAUUCCCUACAUUUGGAGGAAAACAUAUUUAUGACUAGCAAGAAGAAAAUUGAAUUAUUGUGUACAUUUUAUAAGGUUUUUUAAGCUGGUAAUUAAGAUUUUUAAGUACUAUUUGAAUAAUCUCAAUUUUUGUUUCACAGCACAUUUUACAUUGAAUUAUGUUAAUAUAAUUGGGGAAAGAGGGAACAUGUAGGUAAAACGUGAGAGACUUCAGAGACACAUGGAAUACAUUAGUCUGUCACUACCUCAAUUUGGUUAGAAUUUAUUAUAAUUUUGGAGCUUUAACAAAAGAUUAAAAUAUACCAUUACCUAUUCUUACAGCUUCUUUGUUUUUCAGUUAGCAAGGUAUUUUCCUUCUAGCAUUGUUUUUCAGUGUACAAAUGAUGGUUCAAAUGCAUCUAAUUUGUCUUCUCACUUGCACUUCAACUCAUUUUAACAGUAGGAUACAAGCACAAAAGAGUAUUCAAAGGGACCGGGAACAUGACUUGAUCCCUUGCCUUUGCUCUUACUCAUAAAAUAUAAGCACACAGGGAAAAAGGGAAGCGGGCAUGGUGCUUUAUAGCUGUAAUCCUAGCACUCAGGAACCCGAAGCAGGACUGCUUCCAGUUCAGUUCUGGCCUGGGUUACACAGUUCAAGGCCAGCUUGGGCUACAUACAUAGGAAAAAAGGUGACAGUGGGUUUUUGUCAAUAUCUGAAAUAAACUUUUUAUAGAUGUAAGCAUUAUAGCUUGAGGAACAGAACAGUGCCACAUAAUUUAUAUAAAAAAAUUUUAAAAUGAAGCCAACAUUUUAAGGUGAGAAAUUCCAUGCUGUGUUGGUUGGUUUCUAGCUCAGAUGCGUUUACUACAUCUGUUCUCCGCAUACCUUUCUCUUGGCCAUGCUCCAGCUAUUGCUUUGUGAUAUCCAGGUUUAACUGUAGCAUAAGCACAGCUUUCUGCAGUUCAUUUCUAGCAGAGAUAAUAAAGGCCUCUCACAUCAAGAAGAGGUCUUAUUUUUCAGUCUUCAAAACUUUUUAAUCUUUAAAUCCAGUGUCUUUUUUUCCCCAUAGUCUUCUAAUGUGGUCCGUGUUUUCAUAUUCUGUUAUCAGGUACUCUUAGGUUAGUAAUUUCAUUUGCACUUCACAUUGAACUUUUAUUCAAAUUAUUUAAAGGGAAAUAAUCAUUAAAGUGACAGUUUCUUGGGAUGCUUAAAAUAAAAAAAGCUGAUGAAAAGUU